Messenger RNA from Dimorphilus gyrociliatus, 1242 nucleotides. NCBI's taxonomy places the organism in Eukaryota, Metazoa, Annelida, Polychaeta, Dinophilidae. The record is from the annotation of a GenBank genome assembly.
ACUCAUCACAGCAUUUUGUGAACUCGAACAGAAACUAGGACGAUGGCUCUUGCAAAAGAAGUAAGUAAGGCCUUCAUUGUUGCCGCCAAAAGAACACCAUUUGGAACAUUUGGGGGUCGACUAGCUGCUUUUUCUCAAACCGAUCUACAAGAAAUUGCUGCCAGAGCAGCUUUAGAAGCGGGUAACGUUAAACCAGAAAAUGUUGAUUCAGUUGUCAUUGGAAAUGUUUUUCACAGUUCAAUAGAUGGAGCCUAUACACCUAGGCACGUUAGUAUAAGAUUAGGAAUGAAAACAGAAACUCCAGGACAUGCAGUGAAUAGACUUUGUGGUUCUGGCUUCCAGUCGGUAGUUACGGCCUGUCAAGAAAUCGAGUUAGGAUUAAGUAAUGUUGUAUUAACUGGAGGGACAGAGAACAUGUCUCAAGCUCCUUACGUUUUGAGAAAUGCUAGAUUUGGUAUUAAACUCGGAACUGAUCCAGUUUUGGAAGAUGCCCUUUGGAAAGGUUUAAUUGAUCAACAGAUCAAAACUCCUAUGGGUGUUACCGCUGAAAAUCUAGCUACAAAAUACAAUAUUUCUAGAGAAGAAAGCGACACUUUCGCAGUUCGUAGUCAAACCAAAUGGUUUGAAGGUCAAGAGAGUGGUGCAUUUAAAAUGGAAAUGGUACCAAUCAAGGUUAAAACAAGAAAGGGUGAAGAAAUUAUGGAAAUUGAUGAGCACCCUAAACCAAAGGCAACAGUUGAAAGUUUAGCAAAAUUACCAUCUGUAUUCAAAAAGAAUGGAACUGUUAACGCCGGCAAUGCUUCUGGUAUUUGUGAUGGAGCCGGCUGUGUUAUUGUUGCCAGUGAACAAGCUGUCAAAGAUCAAAACUUGACGCCCCUUGCUUCAAUAACUGGUUAUGCAAUUUCAGGCUGUGAUCCAAGUAUAAUGGGUAUUGGUCCAGUGCCAGCAAUCAGAGCCCUUCUAUCCAAAACUGGUAAGAGCGUCGGAGAUGUUGAUAUUUUUGAUAUCAACGAGGCUUUUGCACCACAAUUUCUGGCUUGCCAAAAGGAGUUAGGUUUAGAUCCGGAAAAAACUAAUGUUAAUGGAGGAGCUAUUGCCCUAGGUCAUCCAGUCGGCGCCUCUGGUUCGAGAAUUACUGCACACUUGGCUCACGAAUUGAGACGAAGAAACGCGAAUAUUGCCGUUGGCUCUGCUUGUAUUGGUGGUGGUCAAGGUAUCGCAAUCAUGAUGGAAAGAUGUUAG